Molecule: messenger RNA, 860 nt
Organism: Drosophila navojoa
Lineage: Eukaryota; Metazoa; Arthropoda; Insecta; Diptera; Drosophilidae
Gene: Sytalpha
Product: Synaptotagmin alpha
Biological process (GO): calcium ion-regulated exocytosis of neurotransmitter; synaptic vesicle endocytosis
Cellular component (GO): plasma membrane; exocytic vesicle; axon
Molecular function (GO): calcium ion binding; phosphatidylserine binding; SNARE binding
Source: RefSeq, a predicted model, not a curated record
CAAACAGUUUUCGACGAGAACUUCGUCUUUGAAGUAUCCGCCGGAGUGAUUGACAAGCGCACAGUGGAGAUCUUGCUGUACGAUUUCGAUGCGUAUUCUCGUCAUGUUUGCAUUGGUGGAACCAAAUUGCAUUUGGCCCAAUUGGAUCUGAGCGAACAACUGAAAUUGUGGACGCCGCUAACCUCGGCCUCGGCGCAAGAUAUGAAAAUGGAUCUGGGCGAUAUAAUGGUGUCGCUGGCCUAUUUGCCAUCCGCCGAGCGCUUGAUGGUGGUGUUGAUUAAGGCUAGAAACUUACGGAUUGUGGACGAUGCGCGCAACUCUUCGGAUCCGUAUGUAAAGGUCUCUCUCCUGGGUCCCGGUGGAAAGAAGUUGAAGAAACGCAAGACAGGUGUACAGCGCAAUACCGUUAAUCCGGUCUAUAACGAAGCCUUGGCCUUCGAUGUGGGCAAGGAGACGCUCAAGAAUUGUGUCCUCGAGUUCACUGUGGUGCACGACGGCCUGUUGGGUUCGAGCGAAAUAUUGGGUCGUGCUUUAAUUGGCAACUCCCCUGAGGUGCAGCACGAGGAGAAGAUAUUCUUCGAGGAAAUGUUUCGGGCCAAGAACGCAACGGCUCAGUGGGUGCCGCUGCAGGAACCAACCGCAAACAACUUGAGUACCACAGCCAAGGCAACAACCAAAAAUUAGAAUCCACAGAGCGCGAGCUUUCGCUGUUAAGCUGUUAACAGAAACUGUUAAAGGAAUAGAAGAAACUUUAUCUGCAGGGAAUUCAAAUUGGCUAAGAAAUUCUCCGGGAAUUUGCAGGGAUACAUUUAAGACGGACACAGAGCGGGUUUGCGAAAAAUUAAAAAAAUAUAUAAAAA